This is a messenger RNA of Pangasianodon hypophthalmus (striped catfish), 1479 nucleotides long. It is a transcript of the gene s100v2, whose product is annotated as S100 calcium binding protein V2. Gene Ontology annotation, cellular component: perinuclear region of cytoplasm. The transcript is spliced from 3 exons. The record is from RefSeq and is a predicted model, not a curated record. NCBI's taxonomy places the organism in Eukaryota, Metazoa, Chordata, Actinopteri, Siluriformes, Pangasiidae. The coding region runs from base 146 to 460 and encodes 104 amino acids.
CCAUAGCAUACUGACACUGUAGGUGGUGGGUUGUACUUUUUUUUCACUUUGAGUGGGAGGAUUCAGGAUCUCAGCCAAGAUGUGACAGCAACGGAGGAAGGUCGAGCACCAAAUUGCUGAAGAGAAGGAGAAAGGAGCGGCUGAAAUGGCGGAACAGUUUUCAGACCUUGAGAAGGCCAUCAACACUCUGGUCACAAACUUCCACUCUGCUUCGGCUGAUAAAGGCUCCACGCUCAAGGCAGAUGAAUUCAAGAGCCUCCUUUCCUCGCAGCUGCCCAACCUCGUCAAGACUGGAGGGUCGGACGCAGGGUUCGGGGAGGUGCUGAAGCAGAUGGGGGUGAAGGAUGGAGAGGGAAUAACCUUCAAACACUUCUGGACCCUGAUCCAAAGCUUGGCUACGUCCCAAUUCGGCCUGCUCAGCCACGAGAAAGUGUCCAAAUGCACCUGCCUUCUACUGUGAGCGCCGCUCUUCAGUUAGCUCAAGAUGGAGGGAUGAUUUUCACAUUUUCUAGCCAUCAAAACAUACUCUUUCUCUCUCUCUCUCUCUCUCUCUCUUAAUUGCUCUUCAUUUAAGCAGUCGCUUUUUCUCUCUCAACACUAAUCAUGCGUUAUUCCAGUGAAAAAGUCUGCCUGAUGAUUUUUGUUGAUCCUGUGCAACAUAAUUUCAAAUCAUUUCAUCCAACUGUUACCAAAAGUAGAUUCCGUCUAAAGGGACCACAAAUGUAAAACUGUACAAUCAUUUUAAAUCAUCAUAAACUGGAGUUUUGUAAAAAAUAAAUAAAUAAAAAAAACUGUCUAUUGUUUUCUAAAAUAUUUGUAACUGAAAUCGGUACAUUAAUACUGAAUGCUUUUCUACAUGUAACACUAGUAAUGUAUCGUGUCGUGUUAAGUGUGUUUGUGUAAUGGCACUGUUAAGUCUUCUCACCUUCCUGUUUUUACAAUACACUACCAGUCAAAAGUUUGUGCACCCCUGCUCAUAGAAGGGUUUUGACUUUUUUUUUUUUUUUUUUUUUUUAGAAUAAUAAUGAAUACAUUAACACUAUGAAAUAACACAUAUGGAAUUAUGAAGCAAACAAGAAAAGUGUUAUAAAUCCAAAAUAUUUUAUAUUUUAAAGGCAUCAUGAGGGAGCUUCAGCCAAGAGACUUUUCUUCAAGUUCCCAAAUAACCAGGAAACAAGAACGUGUUGUUUGGGGAAACAAUUUUCUCUUUUACAUGAAAACAUUUUGCUUCAGAAAUAAAUUGAUCCUAGGGCAUUGACUUCACAACACAUUCUACCCAUCUUUAUCAAAAUGUCUUUAAAGCCAUACAAGAUAUUUACUCAUUCCAGUCCAUACUUUUGACCACUAGUGUAUAUCAGUGCCCUAAAAAUCUCAGACGUGUUGUCCUGACGUUCUCGUAUUUAUAUUUUGAAAUUCUCCUCUCAUAUUCUCAAAUUGCAUCCUGAAACAUCUGUUAUAAUUAAAGUGAAACCAUCAUUA